Molecule: messenger RNA, 332 nt
Organism: Staurois parvus
Lineage: Eukaryota; Metazoa; Chordata; Amphibia; Anura; Ranidae
Source: the annotation of a GenBank genome assembly
CCUCUUAUCUACUGAUAAGACAUAUCGUGUGGAGUCACUCUGCACAUGCUCAGUUUGGUGUGUAUUGCUAGAGAGGUUUUUUUUCUUUCUUGGGAGAGUGCAUCAGCACAGGGCCAAUCAGCACUGUCCAGACAGAUGUCAGGGGUUCUGCAUCCUCCUAGAGCAGAAAGAAACCGCUUCCUACAAGCUUUAAGCAGUGCUCUGCUGAACACAGAAGACUGCUCUAAGUUCUGAUGAGACAAGGUAUUCAGCAGUUUAUAUUUACUAAAAUAAUUGCAUUUCCAUGUUGUGUGUACUGUGGGAGACCAGAUAUAGUGAAUGCAGGGUCCUGG